UGUAACUGACCACAAGCCUGAUGUGGUUACAAUCAUACAUGUGUUUAAUAACUGAGUAGACCUAGCAUGAUGGCUAUAUAAACCAGCAGCAGUACAUGAUCAGAGGUACAUCUGUUGAUCUUUCUUCACAGGGUAUCUACCUAUUAUGGAUAAAGCAGCCAAAGUAAUCCCAUAUUGUGUUGGUAAAUGGCUCCCAUCUGAUCAGGCAGUCCUUAACAAAUGGCUGCAAGAUCUCAUUGAAGAAGUUGAUGGGAAGGACUCUACUGAUGGUGUUGAUUUUGUUGAUGCAGCAGAUGAAGGCCUUGAGAUAGUCGGAUUAGAGCCACCAGUUAGAGAUCUUCAAGUCCUGAUAGAAACAGACUCGGAGGUUAACAUGUUCUUUCACCAAAUGUUUCGACAGAUCCCAGCUAAAGAUCCAACCGGUAAACCACAAAUUACCAACUAUCGUCUUAUGUUGCGUCUGAUAAACCACAUCAUGACCAAGGCACCAGAAUUCAACGAGUCUGGACUAGUUGGUUUUCCCAUCAAUGCUAUUCUAAAUUGGCCUAUGGGAACCACAGGAGGGUUUGCUGCCUUUUUGAAUGACAAAGUUAAUGUUCAUUUUAAAAACAUCCUCGAUCACUGGGCCAUCUUUCUUAAAUCUGAAGCAUCUCGCUAUGUCCUUAAUAAAGGAGAAAAUGGCUGGCUAGGAGAGGAAGCCAUGAGGCACAUGGAAGAUUUUGUCACUAAUUUCAAAUGUCAUCCAAAGGAAGACUACUAUGGCUUUAAAUCUUGGGACGAUUUUUUUACUCGGGAGUUUUGUGAAGGUGUUCGUCCUGUUGCUUCCCCUGAUGAUCCGCAAGUCAUAGUGAAUGCUUGUGAAUCUGCUCCAUAUAAGAUUCAGAAAAAUGUGAGACGCCGAGACAGGUUCUGGAUCAAAUCACAGCCUUACUCCAUCUACUUCAUGCUUGCUAAUAAUGAAUUAGCAGAGCAGUUUGUAGGAGGUACGGUGUACCAGGCUUUUCUCAGUGCAUUCAGCUAUCAUCGUUGGCACAGUCCAGUUGAUGGUACGAUUGUUAAAGCAUACGUUCAAAACGGUAGCUACUACUCUGAGGCUCAAUCUGAGAAAGAUGAUCCAGCAGGCCCCAAUUGGUCUCAGGGCUAUAUAACAGAAGUUGCUACCAGGGGGAUCAUCUUUAUUGAGGCUGACAACCCAAAGAUUGGUCUCAUGUGUUUCAUUGCUGUAGGAAUGGCUGAGGUGUCAACUUGCGAGAUUACCGUGUCUGAAGGAGAUCAAGUACAGAAAGGCCAACAGAUAGGGAUGUUUCACUUUGGUGGAUCCACACAUUGCCUUGUGUUCCGUAAAGACGUCAAUAUUACCUUUGAUCUUCACGGUCAGGAGAAACCUGGUUUAGAUGCUAAAAAUAUUCCUGUAAAUGCAAAGAUUGCUACGGUCCAGUAAACGGACAGUUUGACUAUUAUAUAAUUAUAGUUGCUGCAUUAGUUUGUUUGCUAUCAAUAUUGUAGUGUCUUAUUUUUGUAGUGCAAGUCAUUAUUAUGAUGAUCAUUUUUGAAAAUUAA
This is a messenger RNA of Amphimedon queenslandica, 1560 nucleotides long. RefSeq names its product phosphatidylserine decarboxylase proenzyme-like. Gene Ontology annotation, molecular function: phosphatidylserine decarboxylase activity. NCBI's taxonomy places the organism in Eukaryota, Metazoa, Porifera, Demospongiae, Haplosclerida, Niphatidae. Bases 146 to 1441 code for a protein of 431 amino acids. The transcript has a single exon. The record is from RefSeq and is a predicted model, not a curated record. Gene Ontology annotation, biological process: phosphatidylethanolamine biosynthetic process. Gene Ontology annotation, cellular component: mitochondrion.